UGAGAUCGUGUGAUCAGUGCUGGUGUUUUUUUUUGUAUUUUGUUAUUUGUUCAGGUCAAUAAUGGGCUCCAUUAUGCCAGGUCAAAGGCCUUUUUUGUUCUCAGAAAUCUCCUUACACUCUCCUCUCUCCUUGGAAAUCUCCUCUUACCUGUGAUGAAGCUAAUUGGUUCCACACAUUUAGGUCGUCUUGAGGUCAGUACUCAAGGAACUGUAUCAUCUCCUAAUUAAGGAUUAUUUUCUUUUUGCCAGAGAUUCGCUCUAUGCACCGUAUCUGCACUUGCGGUCGGAACUUUGAAUCAUCACCAACUUGCAAUUAUGACCUGAAAUGUUGCAGAACUUUGGUAGCAGCUUUAGGGAUGUCAACUGAAAAACAUAUUGCGUCAUGGCAAAGUUUGGCUUUGUAGAUGAAGAACAGUUUCGUUUCAAUUUUGAAGACAUUUCCUUCGCUCCACGCUGUUUGGCCCAUUGAAUAACAAAAUUCAUUGGGGAAUGGUAUUUUUGGUAAGCCUAAUUCAUUCAGACAUCAAGAAGCUCGUCGGUAUCUUAGCAUCAGCGCCACAGGCACCCUGCAACUUCAUUGCUACUUCCAGAAAGCAAAGACCGAUCCGGAGUUUAAUUUCGAACCGAUCCGAAGUUUAAAACCAGUCGCGAAAGAAGCGCAAGCAGCCCACAAGCAACCCGCAAGCAGCCCGCACCCCGCACGGCGCUAGCGAGCAAGCCCCUCGUCGACGCGGCAGUCACGACGCUCGCCACGUGCGAUUGCGGCGCUUGUGGUGGAAGGAGGACGAUGAAUGGCGCGCCUUGCGGGGCUACCUAUCGGCGGACAGCAUGAGUGACCGACCUCGCCUGCACCUGCGCCGGGAGAGCGAGGCGGAUGAGCGUGCCAUCCAGUUUCUCAAGGAGCUGGUGGCGGCGACUCCGACCCAGCGGAACUGGCGAGGCAUCCUGAUCUCGCUUCUGGUAAUCGGCCUCGUCAGCUCACUUAUCGUCACCUGUGUCAUCCUGCUGACCCCGCCCGACCUCGGCCCCAGAAUACGAGGCCAUCUCAUCACGCUCGAGGAGGUGGUCCAGUCUACUUACAGCGUCCCGCACGACAAUGCGGCAUGGGUCAACGACGAUGACCUGUCGUACCGGGACGACAGUGGCGGGGUGUCCGUGUACAGCGCCAGGACGCGCACCGUCAGGGCGCUGGUCAGCAACCGCACGCUGCGGCAAAACAACGCUGAGCGGUUUCUCGUGUCUCCCGACUUGAAAUACGUCCUGCUUAUAGGACGACAAACAAAGCUCUCCGAGUACACCAGCGAGGCUCAAUGCUGGCUGUGGCAUGUGGACACAGGACACACCACACCGCUGAAGCCGGAGUCGUGGGGAGUCGACCGGUCGCACCCGCCGCUCCAGCACGUGGCUUGGGUGCCUCGGAGCGGUGACCCGGCACGCGCGGGCAACGCCCUGCUCAUGGUGCACCGUGGCAACGUGUACUACAAGGAGCGGGCGAUCAGCGCGGACUCGUACUCCGUAACCAGCGACGGGGUACCAAGCCUCGUAUACCACGGCGUACCCGACCUCCUGUACGCAGACUACAUCCUGCGCUCGGACCACACUGUGUGGCCGUCUCCCAGCGGUUCGCUCCUGCUGUACUUCACGAUCAACUGUACCGCGGUGAUGGACCUGCAGUACACCGAGUACGGCACCGGUGCCGACCCGUCGUACCCGCGCGUGCACUCGGUCAAGUACCCCAGGGCGGGCGCCACUAACCCCAGCCUGACCGUGACGGUCGUGAACGUGUCGGAGCCGCAGGAGCUGGUCUAUCACGCCGUGCAGCCGCCGACGCCGCUGGCCGACCGGGAGCUGUACGCGGCUGGCGUGCGCUGGCUGGACGACAGUCAGGUGUCGGUCACGUGGUACGGCCGCCGGCAGAACUUCAGCUCCGUCUCCGUGUGCACGGCGCCCUCCUGGCGGUGUCAGACGGUGUACCGGUCGGAGUCGGCCCACGGCUGGGUGGAGGUCACAGACGGGCCCGUAUUCUCCGCCGACAAGAAGUCCGCCCUGCUGCUGGACCGGGUGCCGGACGGGCCGGACGGCCUCUUCACACAGAUCAUGAUGGUGGACAUUGCCCGCAGAAGCGUGACACAGCUAACUCAGGAGCGGGCGGAUGUGGUGAAAUUGCUGUCAUGGAGCAAAGGCUUCAUACACUACCUGUCCAGCGUGCCAGACGGGCCGGGUCAGCGCCACCUGUUCCGCGUGAGCGACCACAGCUCGCCGCUGUCGCGCGCGGCUCGCUGCCUCACCUGCCCGCCGCCGCCGGUCGCCGGCGCCGUGGCCGACAACGCCACCUGUCUGCAGUACGAGGCGCUGUUCAGCCCCGCCGGUCGGCACGCCCUGCGCUGUCUGGGCCCGGUCGUGCCGCAGCUGACGUUGCCAGCCGCCGGUGACGCGCCCGCCCUCCUCCUGCGCAACAACACGCAGUUGCGCGCCGCCGCCGCCAACCUCUCGCUGCCGGAGGUGCGCCUGGCCGCCGACCGCCGCUGGGCCGUCGACUGGUCGGCUUACCUCGCCGCCCAGCAGAGCUUCGUCGUCGCCGAUGUGACGCUGCCGACGCAGCCGGCGCCGCACGACGACGACCGGCUGCCGGCCGACGACGGUGUCGGCGCCGAGGAGGUGGACGCGCUGAGGAAGGUGGUGACGCAGCUGACCUCGACGCUGGACUUUGUCACGCCGCUCCGGGUGAUCGCUGUCGGGCACGGGUACGGUGCGUACCUUGUGCUCACGCUGCUGGCGAAGACGGAGAAGCUGCUGAGGUGUGCGGUGGCAAUAGCGCCCAUCACGUCCUGGGAGAUCUAUGCGUCGGCGCCGAGCGAGCGGCGUCUGGGCCGGCCGGACGACAACCACCGAGGCUUCUCUGACUCGGCGCUGGGCCGGCGGGCGCCAGCGCUGGCCGGUCGGCGCCUGCUGCUGGUGCACGGCACGGCCGACACCAGCGUCAGCGUGCAGCACACCUUCCUGCUGGCCCGCCAGCUGGAGCGCGCCGGCGCCGUCUUCCGCCAGAUGGUGUACCCGGACGAGGGCCAUCAGCUGAGCGGAGUCACCGAACACCUGUACCGCACCCUGGACCAAUACUUCCACGAGUGCUUUCUGCCUGAGAACGUCAGUGAAUUGGUGCUCGAGGACAUAUGAGAUAGGGCCCCCAGCGUAUGCUGUGGGGGCGACACAUGCAAAAAGAGACCGAAACUGACAGUAACCCCCGGGACGGAGGGCGGCACCGAGGAGCCCGGCUAGCCGCGCCGGGCUGUGGCUUGGGCCCGAGGCCGGCAGAAUGACGAGGCCGGAGCCGGAGGCGCUCGGCGCCCGGUGAACAGGGGUGAGGUGCGGCUGCCAGGGGCAUGGGAGACCAAGCAACGGUCCUCGGACGCCACGGGAGGUCUGGCCGCUGCAGGGGAGUUCGGCUUCUGCGGGGGGGUCCGGACAGCGCGGCGGGUCUAGCCGCUUUGUGUGAUGUAAUCACCACCGGCAGUGUCGCGUUCCUGGUGCGGGCUGGUUGUUAUGUCCGGCAGACAGACUCGCCGGUCAGCCCGCUGGACAGCGCGCCGCAGUCAUUGUAUCCCGUUCGAUGUGGCGACCGGUAGGUCCGAACCAAGAGAGGUCGCAGCGUCGCGCCGCCGCCGUGGCAAGCCCACUCGUCCGUGUCGCUGUCGGAUUUACGUCGGCUGGAGCUGGCGUCUCCUUCAGUCGCUGUUCUGUUAUCAUCAUGCGCCGGUUGCGUGUUACUCGUUUGUGUUGGUGUUACUAUUGUUGCUGUGAACGAUGCACCCGCGCAAGACGUUUUCAUUGUUGGCAUGGUGGUAACCGCACCGCAUAGGAAGCAUCACCGAGCUGUCAUUGUUAUAAUAAAUAUGUUCACUGUC
Molecule: messenger RNA, 3902 nt
Organism: Pollicipes pollicipes
Lineage: Eukaryota; Metazoa; Arthropoda; Thecostraca; Pollicipedomorpha; Pollicipedidae
Product: inactive dipeptidyl peptidase 10
Exons: 16
Coding region: 829-3174 (781 amino acids)
Biological process (GO): proteolysis
Cellular component (GO): plasma membrane
Molecular function (GO): serine-type peptidase activity; dipeptidyl-peptidase activity
Source: RefSeq, a predicted model, not a curated record